This is a messenger RNA of Wallemia ichthyophaga EXF-994, 1107 nucleotides long. RefSeq lists its product as uncharacterized. The transcript has 10 exons. The coding region runs from base 1 to 1107 and encodes 368 amino acids. The record is from RefSeq and is a predicted model, not a curated record. NCBI's taxonomy places the organism in Eukaryota, Fungi, Basidiomycota, Wallemiomycetes, Wallemiales, Wallemiaceae.
AUGGCUGAUACUGUGCCUCCAGCGCUCGAUCUUGCGCGUUUUCAAAUGAACGCUCUCAGAGCGUACGACGCGGCCGCUAUGGCCGUGCUUCUGUGGGAUAUUCUCACCACCAUCCAUUUAGAGUACCGCAGAAUAUGGAAGGCACCUUGGUCUAUUGUCAAAGUGCUUUAUUUCAUUACCCGAUACUCUGCAGUCAUCUCAGUUACUUUGAUUACUUUCGGUUUCCACUACCAGUAUCUAUCUGAUUCACAGUGUGAAACCUAUGCUAAAAUUGAACCCGGUAUUGCGCUCAUUACUGUCAUUUCAACUGAAGCCAUUCUUCUUAUCCGUGUUUGGGCACUUUGGGGAAAGAAAUUAUACGUUCUAAUUCCGCUAUUAUUCUGUUUAUUAGUCGAAGCAGCCAUCAUGGCCGCUGCGGCUGCCCUCUAUGAACCUGUUCAAUUCCCUCAAGGAUUUGGUACGCUGGAGAUGGGUUGCAUUUCAACUGGUACACACCCGCUCACAACCGCCUAUUGGAUUGUUCCACUUAUCUUUGACGCAAUUGUCGUUCUGAUGACGAUUGCUAAACUCGCGCUCAAUCGUGCCCAUUCGAGGUCCAAGAUCGCAAAGGUAUUCUUGAGAGACGGAUUGCUCUAUUUCUCUAUUAUUUUCGGAAUUAACCUGAUAAACAUGAUUGCAGCCAACUCAACCCUAGCAAUUGCCCUUACAGCGAUUAUGGGUUGCAGAUUGGUUCUUUCAUUACGCGCUCUUGACGAUACCACUGGUGCAGGAUCGACAUCAUCAAAGGACAGAUCCAAUUCGCGCGGACCAGGUCCAGUUGUUACCAUUGGUGGAACUAACCGUCGCGGAAAUGCAGCACAGCCUCAAACAACGACAUUCGGAUCUUACAAAAUGAAUGAGUUCUCAACAGACUUUGUCGGGACACUUGCAGAUGUCAAUGAAGAGCAACUCAACGAUCAUGGACAGAACUCGUACAACACAGAAGACAAGGAUGACGAGGAGUCGCUGUAUAGAUCAGAGCAGCCAGCUAAUGGCGGAAAUGGAUCUAACCCAUUCGAUCCUGUCAAGAUUCAAGUUCAACAUCAAACUGAACAUCACGUUUCUUAA